Python bivittatus (Burmese python) is the source of this 1637-nucleotide messenger RNA. The record is from RefSeq and is a predicted model, not a curated record. NCBI's taxonomy places the organism in Eukaryota, Metazoa, Chordata, Lepidosauria, Squamata, Pythonidae.
UGGAAAAGACUACAUCAGGUUCAGCCAUCGCUGCCCAUUUGCUGCAUUGCGUGUGGUGGACCUGCCGCACCCCCAGCGCUUCACUCGAGUGGAGCAUUACCGUGCCACGCCUCCGGACGUCUUGGAGAAAACAGGAUUUCAUCAUAAGAAGUCACUCACUGUCUACCAGGGCCUGGUCUACCAGCUGCUUCAACUGCAUUCAUUGUAUCACAGACCUUAUGCGGACCCAGUCCAUGAUCCCACUUGGCGCUGGUGGAAGAAGAAGAAAAUAUAUGCAGAGUACUAUAACUACAUGGCAAGCAACUGGAAAUUGUUGGGGGGCAUCCAUGUUGAGAUGGCCAACUAUGUCAAAAUUUACAACCUGAUUCCAAACAACCGCCUGCCUGGAACGAUCUACCUGGACAAGAAUACAGCCUACACCUUUAGCGUGUUCCUGACCAUCAGGACGGCCAGAGAGAGCAUGGGAGAUACGUCAGAGGAAAACUCCCUUCAUUACAUAUGGCUGACUGUCAUUUUGGCCCACCCCGAGUACGUCCAGGCAGAACUGCAGAGGCAGGAACUCAUCAGCAGAGGCUCAGUGUUAUAUCGGGUAACCAUUCGAGACAAUGGGCUUUACCCCAGGCAGCAGCUUAGUGGGAAGAACCUUCUGAAAAGCUCAGCUACAUUAAAGGUUGCCCAUUCGGAAAUGGCCUGCUAUCACUAUACAAGCCCGGGACCACAGAUGAGGGGAGCUGCGACUUUGGGCAUCCAUAUUGGAUGUCCCCCAGGCAAACGACUGGCAUUUGACAUCACUUAUACUAAGAAUUACAGUAUCGAGAAGAACAAACGCUACGUUGACUGCGUUGAACCGAAUCCAGAAAUGCCCUGCUUCUUCUUCAGUGACGUGUUCCACCCAUUCUUCUUGAUCCAAGACAUGGUGACAGGAGACUCGGGAAGGUUCCAUGGCAGCUACGUCUUUACCAUCAUUGGUGGAGGAGCAUUUUCAUUACAAAACAUCAAAUACUUCACUCCACAGGAGAUGGUACAAUACAACCCGAACCCGAACAGUAAUGUGUCAACUCUGAUAUGGGUUAGAGCUGAUAUAGAAGAUAAUGCAACAAAUUCUGAAGGGUACUCUGUCCUCUCUGAAGCCAACUCUGGAAUUCUAUGGAUUUGUCAGGAGGAUUCUCCAUGUUACGAUAUUGUCCCUGAAAGUAUGGUUGCUCCAGAUUUUUACUUUGUGAUAAAAGUAUCAAACAGGGGGGUCGAUCAAACCACCUACUGCGACUAUGCCUUGGAAUUCAUUGUUCACAUCCACGGCCUGCGCCUCAGCCCCACCCGUGCCCUGUAUCUAAUGAAGAUUUCAAUGGCUGUUGUGGUUGGACUGGUCAUUCUGUAUAUCAUAGUUCACAUAAUGGCCCCCAAGGUUCAACAAUACUGUAACAAGACAUUACGAAAGCUGGAGGAAGCUAUAGCAUUUCGGGCUGAAUCCAGCCUCACCUUCUCCUCUUCCUUCACCAGUCAAGGAUCCCUUCAGCACCUGCCCUCUGAAGCCAGCCAUGGCAGUAACCCACCUUACCCCUCCAGAACAGCAGUGCCAGGCCAAGGAACACAGUAGCCCUGCCAUGGCUUGUCAGAUUCAUCUGCCAGUGGGGCUC